AUGGCGUCGGUGCCAGCGGCCAACCUCCGGCGGAAUGGGGCGCAAAAGUCGUGUGAGCGCUGCCGCAAGAUGAAAGUGCGCUGCGACCAUGGAAUGCCCAAGUGUAGCCGCUGUGCCGCGAAGCAUCUCGAGUGUGUGUACGAGGCAGCUCCCAUGACGCGCCACUUUCGGCCCGCUCGUUUUGAUGCCAGCUCCGGCCGCCUGCGCACGACAAUGCGGGCCUAUGGGGUGUCCGGCCGUCCAGGUUCCGUGGCACGGCGGCAAAGCCAGAGCCAGAGCCAGAGCCAAGGCCGAAGCAGCCAGCUGAGCCAGGGCCAAAGUCACAGCCCAACAGGGCAAACACCACGCAUAUUGGAAUCAUUGGAUAAUACACCGCCAGGCGGGCCUGGGCCCCCUACCCCGACGCCUGCUGCAACGCAGCCCGUCGAGAUCACCAUUUCACCUGACGAGAUCGGUGGCUUUGCCGGCCCAGGAAGUUAUCACAGCUUGACAGCCCAUGACGGUUCCAUGCCGCAGACCUCGUCCGACUACCCCGGAGCCGCCGGGUCUCCCGGGACAACCACCCACUCCAUCGACCGCAAGCGCUUGGAUCUCGGCUUGCAGAUCCUUGACUUCGUCCAUGAGUACCGUGUCCUGCUGCGGAACCUCAUGCUCCACAUCUACCGCGUCAUCCGCAUGCCCGUCGUCCCCCACAAGGUAAUGCUCCCGGCCGUCGAUUCACUCUGCCGCUUGAUCGACCAUGAGGUUGCCGCCAACGACGCGAACCACGACGACGAUGCCAAGCUACGCACCGUCAUCCACCUCUUCCAGAGCUCGUACCAGGCCAUCCCGGGUACCAAGCUCACAACACCCAGCCAAGUAGGGCAGUCCAUUGCUGGCGAGAACCUGCGAUGGGAGACCAUAGGAAACAUGAUCGCCAUGGCCAGUCUGUGUCUGGUCCACAUACAUGAUCGCGACCUCGCCCUGUUGGAUCCGGAGAAGCGGAGCAAGAACGAUCUCAUCCCACCGUUUAACAGCAGUACAGACGGCAUCAUGACCCUGACCAGCGCGUCACCCGUGGUCAACGAGUUGCUGGUCUGUCUAAAGUACAACCACCUCCUGUUGGCUUUUCAUCGAUUUGGUGACUCAAGUCAUCACGUGUACUCGAUCUUUAUGGAGCUCGCGUCGUCCGUCUAUGCAACUGGCAUGCAUCAAGACCGCACGGUCAGUUCCGGGCCGGCAGACCACCCUGGAUUCAUGCAUCAGUGGCGGCGACGGUGCUUCACAGCCAUCUUCUCCUUGGAUAAGACCGUCGCAACCAUCCUGGGCCGCCCACCCAUAAUCCAUCGGCAUUAUUGCGUCCUGGAUGCCCCUCUUGACCUGGAAGACGACGACCUGACGGGGCCCCAGUGCGAGCACGAGCUCCAGAAACUGGACCAGAACGGGUGGAACACGGACGGACGUCGCCGGUCGACGAGCUAUAUGCGUCUUCGGUAUCUGCUGGCCAUGCUUCGCGAGGAGGCCCUGGAACUGCUGCUGGGCAGCAGCGUUGGCCCUCCAGAUAGAGCCCAAGCCGUCCUGCAGAGGCUGCGAGCAAUGUGGGACAGCUGCCCCAGCAACAUGAAGUAUUCCUCGGCUGUUACGAGCAGCGCCGCAUUGAGCCCGCACGACACGUGGUUCCUUCUUGGGUUUUACAUUGACUACCUGUACUCCACCUUCUUGGUGUUUCGUUCCAAGGCCCAACAGGAUCAGAGCCCGGAGACCCUCGAGAUGCUUUUGUUUGCGGCCAAGGACGUCUUGUCGACCGUCUUAAUUUUCAACGAGCAGCGGGAACUCCUGCGGGAGGUCCGCAGCGACUUUUCAGCCGUCUUUCUACCCUACGGCCUCCCAUGCGCCGAUGUUCUCGCGACGGAGCUGCUCCGGCGCUCUGUACCCUUCCAUUACCCGGUGGGUGGUGCGGGGAGCGCAGGACCUCACCUGCCCCGUUCCGAGGUGAUCCGCGAGCUGACCGUCUACGUCUCGUGCCUGGGUUGGGUACCGCGCCGUGGCAGCCACAACUCAAAAUUCUGCAAAGAGGUGCAGGCCCGCCUGACCCGUGUCCUGGACCAGAUCAUUGACGCGCCGCUUGCACCACCCCAAGCCGAGGAGACGCUGCCCGACGUCCGCGACCAGGAAGGCGACAGCGGCCAGAGCCACGCCAUGUUGGGGUACCCGGGCCAAGCGGCCUCGAACCUCAACCCCUUCUUGAUAGACCUGGAGACGGGCAUGUUUCUGGACUCGCAGCUGGAUCUCUUCUCCCAGGCUCUGCUGUGA
Messenger RNA from Dichotomopilus funicola, 2292 nucleotides. RefSeq lists its product as uncharacterized. Gene Ontology annotation, biological process: DNA-templated transcription; regulation of DNA-templated transcription. NCBI's taxonomy places the organism in Eukaryota, Fungi, Ascomycota, Sordariomycetes, Sordariales, Chaetomiaceae. The coding region runs from base 1 to 2292 and encodes 763 amino acids. The record is from RefSeq and is a predicted model, not a curated record. Gene Ontology annotation, molecular function: DNA-binding transcription factor activity, RNA polymerase II-specific; DNA binding; zinc ion binding. Gene Ontology annotation, cellular component: nucleus. The transcript is spliced from 5 exons.